GGACGAUGCUAUAUUCGCCCCAAGAAGCAGUAUCCGAGCUCCCGGACAGUCUUCUUCUUCGUUUUGCUCGAGCGACCGGCUUCCCGCGUCAUUUUUUCUUCUGCGACGCGUCGCGUACAGGGCGGACGCGAAUCCGCUCGAUUUGUUUUUAUUUUUUUUUAUUGUGUGCGUUCGUGAUCGGAGGAGACGUUUGUAGAACUUCGCCGACCAUGGAGCGCUACCACAUAUUCAAGCUGGGUCUGGCCGUCACCUUCUACGCCGCGUACUGUGUUAGACCCAUGUUGGUACACAGCUUGGACUCGGACAAUGGCAUCGAUCAACACAAAUCUAAGUCGCACCUCGGCAGCGACUACUGGGUGUACUACCAAGGCGUGGACGGCAGGCCUGGACUCGACUACCCGGUAUACUCCUACAUCCCGAGGACCGUCUUCAGUUGUCGCGGCAUCGAGUCCGGGUACUACGCAGACCUGGACACCGACUGUCAAGUGUUCCACAUCUGCGCAGACGGCAAGAAGAUCUCCUUCCUCUGUCCCAACGGUACCAUCUUCCAGCAAUCGGAGUUGAUCUGCGAAUGGUGGAACAAAGUAAACUGCAGCGAUUCACCGAAUUUGUACAACGAGAGCGUCGAACGUCUUCACAACGAUAUAGCCAGAAGAAAAUCCUCCAGGCGCGUAUCUUUGGACGGUGGAGAAACGAAUCAUGGCGCCGUUAUGCGAACCGAGGAAAAGGCGUCGGUAAGGGCGGUCAAGAACGGUAAGGAGUAUCCCGUGGAAGUUACCAAUAAGCACCUGGGGAACUCCAACACUCCGGCUAGGUAUCCUAACCAUAACUACGAUGUUGGUGGCAGUCAGGUUAAAAAAGAUAUAGGAAAAGAUACGGGCAAUUACAUCAAUGGAAACCAUCGCGAAAGGAAUUCCAAAAAGGUGGACGGCAGUCAAAAAACGAGAUUUGAUGUCUCGUCUACUCCACCUUCGAUUUCGAGGUCGACUAGCUACUACCAAGAGCCGUCAACUUUCAAAACUAACCGAGAUUCGAAGAACAAUCAACUAACCGAAAGUACCAAGUCUGAAGCGCGCACAUCCGCUACCCCGAAGAAAGCUGCCCACCUGAACCCUUAUCCCAGUGCAAUAUCUAGCAUACCAGUGUUCGUGGGUCCAUCGCAACCUCCGAUCAAGUUUUAUCAAACCACUAUCACUAGCAAAAUAUUAGACAGUCGCCAAACGACGUCGCUUCCAAGUAGUGCCUCUCUGUCACAAAAACCCUACCGCGGCAGUGUCAAAUUCCAAUCCAACCCAAAUGACGAAGAAGCGAGCUUCAAAACGAACAUCAACAGCAACUACGUUACGGCUUCUACGCUGCUUCCUCCUAAGGUUGACUCCAAUCUCAACACUGAGCAACCUUCCGGCUCUUACGAUCUGGAAUUCCCGAAGCACAAGUCGGAGUCGAUAAGCAGUACGAAAAGUGACGCCGAAGAAACACAAGUACCUCAAGAGUCUUCGUCGUUUGUUAAAAACCCCUACAACAGUAUCACUGAUAAUUCUAAAAAAUACGUGGACGCCUAUCCGAAUCACAGAAGCACCUACUCGGAUGUCAAACCCUUCAGCUACCAAACUCCCAAACAAACAAUCUCAUCGAUCACACCUCAUUUGGUCACCACCCAACCUAUUAACAGUGGCAAACCGUUCAUCGGCAGCAGGAUCGGAUCCACACUUACCACCAAAGCGCAUACGUACCUGCCUACGAGUACCGCGAGGACUCCGAAGAGCCACGAAAUCAUUUUGGGAGUUCUUAGACACUCGACGACCGAAUUGCCGCCGUACGGACCUCCGGAAUUGUUCAACGUUGGCAAUACGGACAAGACUUUGCCCCCAGUCGAAACCACGACUUCUGUUACCAACUCUCUACCAACCGAAACCUUCAAUUUAGGAAACACCGAUAGUACCGUCAAGACGGAUGUGGUUCCGAGUUACGGUACCACCACACUGAAACCAUUAGAUAUUUACGUGCCCGAAGAGGGUUCCUUCAACAUAGGUGAAGGGGUUGUCAAUUUGACGACAACGAAACUGCCAGUACCUGUAUCUGAACCCCUCUUUGUGAAGAAAUACGUGCCACUGCUUUACUCUGGCUCCGCGUCGUCGCCAGGCAUUAAUCAUUCCGUAGUAUACGGUACGUAUGAACCGACUAGGGCUCCGGCUGGUGGAGACACUUACAAUCGAGUGAGUACCACGAUCAGGCCGACUGAUGCGACUGCGGUGUAUGGUUCCUACGUUUCCGCUGGAAAAGGCGGGGGAGUACCUGUGAGAUUCGCCAAAGGCAGCGACAAGGUUUCGAUUCAGCUCACCAAAUCACUGGGACCAUCAUUUAGUACCAGCACCGCAGGGCCCGCGAACAACGAUGACUAUGUGCGCAUAAGUGCCGGAAUAGCGAGCAGUACUCUGGCUCCUGCUCCGAACGGCUUCUUUACCGCCAGAGGUUUGCCUAAUUCCACCCCCGCUACGUUAACUGCCCCUAUUUCGGAAACCCAGAAACCCAGGCCGUUCGAGGUUCAACAAAAUGUCGAAACGAGGUACUACUCAAGUAGUACCGUGUCCCUAGCCCGUCCCACUUUUCCGCCAUAUCAAAUAUCAAGCGCGAGACCUUUCCAAAAGGUCACACCGACCGAACCUACCCCUUACACGACUACAUUACCUACGUCUACAAAAUCUUUUAUCUACGACAAUGUUGAUAACAUGAUCAAUGUGCUUAAAGAAAUAGCUCGGGCUAAUACCAAAGAUUACACGCAGGACUCUUCGAGGCCGGGGCUGGUGAUACCUCCUUCGGUGAGUCCACAAACUCUCCACUCUCUAGCGCAAUACUUCGCUAACGAACUCGACCACGACGAUGGCGUGAAUCUGCAACCUGACACUAAAGACGAACUCACAACCCUUCUCACUCAAAUGACUGUGCACGGUUACAAUAGCUUGUUCAGCAAGCAUAGUGAGACGACGAGUAAUGGUACUGCAGUAUCAAGUACUACGGAGACUCGAGGGGAAACAAUCGUCGAGACUGAAGCGAGAAACAAUGAAGAGAACCAAGUGGAAGAGGAAAACGAUACUGAAAAGCCCGCCGUAGAGCUGAGGCAGCUAGCUAGGAAUUUUUCGCUGGCGCUAUCCUCAUACCUUCACGACCCUGACAACUUUAGGAAAGGAUUGGAGGAACUGCGUCCCACGGAACCACCUCCCCUGGAAGGAGAGGACAAUACAGAGUCAGGCGGUGAAGAAAUCCUCAAUUUUUCUGACGCGGACAUCACACCAAGCCCGCCUUCUCCGUCGCCCACCUGGGGCUAUAUAUUAGCUCCCAAACUGGCUCCAGCUACAGAAGAUGUUAAAAACUCUCUCAACCCGGAUUUGAAUACGGCCGACUCGCAAUCCUUUGUUCCGAACUACAACAGCUUCAAGGUACAAGAGAAAACUGAGCUGCCUCCAAAUCACUGGACUACCUCUCCCGGCGCCACCAAGUUGUGGCAGAAAAUUGUGUCGGUAGACCCUUCCGUGGUGAACGAAAGACUCGUUACCACUCCGAUCACCGCUAGCCAAGAAGAAGAAGAAGAGGAUAUAACCGAAGAGCCGGAGUUCUUCCAAGAUGAGGCUUUGGCCAAAUUACCGCCCCAUUCGGAAAUCCGCUACGAACUCAAAACGCUGCCUCAGUUUAAUUUGAACUCUACUCAGGUGCAUGGCAUUUUGUUGAACUUCAUGAACCACACGGAAGAAUCGGCGAGACUUCAGAGGAUCCUGAAGAAGCUGAACACAACCGAAGACGAGUUCCUUUCCAGGAUGAAGGAGAUCGAGUCGAAUCCACUGACCAAGAGGUUGAUUCUCCUCCUCAUAAGCGAGUGCGGGUCGGACGUAACCCGGGAAUUGGGGUCUAACGAGAGCCACAAGACUCUUGCGACUAGGAGUGGACACGCCGGUAACGAAGGCGACAGUGUCAGCCGAGGUUUGCUGAAACUGGUGGAUCCCAAGCUGAAGGAAACUGACCAAGACGCUAGGGCGUUGCAGCUGCUCAACGCUUUGUAUACUAUAGCGUCGAGGUUUGGCAAGUGAUAGCCGUUUGUAGUAAAAUUAUUAAAGAUGCAUUUGAGAUAAUGCUCAUUAUGUGUGGGAGUGUGCACGAGCAGAGAGCAUUGAGGUUCUGCAAAAGAAUAUUUCAAACUAAUUCUAUCCGUGAUUCAUUCCUUGCCUUGUGCAUUUUUUGAGGCAUUUGUUGUUGUUUAAUAUAUCAUCCCGUAAUUAGUUAAUUUAAAUAAUUAAACAAUAGAGCGAAUAUGGCUUCCUAUAUUUAUGAAACGGUUUGAGUGUUGAGUUGCGUAAGCUCUGAUGUAACACUCGAAUAUCCCAAUAGUUAUAGAAUUAUUUAUUAUUAAGGUAUUAAUAAUAGAUAAUGUAAGAGAGAGCAAAAAAUAAAAAAGAUCAGCACUGCCUGGGGGAUUUCUGGCAGCAAAAUCUUCAGAAUUUGCCAUCACCUCGGCAUCUGUUAUAUAAAGGUAUAUAA
Molecule: messenger RNA, 4530 nt
Organism: Cylas formicarius (sweet potato weevil)
Lineage: Eukaryota; Metazoa; Arthropoda; Insecta; Coleoptera; Brentidae
Gene: Cpap1-j
Product: mucin-16-like
Exons: 5
Coding region: 6-4082 (1358 amino acids)
Cellular component (GO): extracellular region
Molecular function (GO): chitin binding
Source: RefSeq, a predicted model, not a curated record